UGUGUGCGGUUUAUCAGAGGCGGGCAGUCCUAGCAAGGAAUGAACUCACCCAUAUCAGUGAUCACUUCAGCGUCGGAAGGCAGGAUGAGUGCUACGGGCAGAACAGAUCAUAAAGUAUAGGAGACACGGUGGAUGCUAUACUGGUACCACUCAAGACUCUAACCCACAAGAAUGCGAAUAACUAAUGCUGGUUCAUUUUGAUUCCCUUUACGGUAUAUUUUUAAGGGGACCUAAAUCUUAGGUUCGUAUGAGUUUGGUUGGACUCAAGAAUUGAGAUGCUGAUGUUGAAAGAUAGGACCGGAUAACAACUAGUACUUCUAACUUAAGCUGGAUUUCGCGAAUAACUACGAGUUAGCUGUGCUUCAAGCGUGCAGUUUUAUAAUAAAUAAACCCAGUUUUUUAAGCUGUUGGAAGAAGUAGAUCAGUUGACUUUACUGUUUGACUUUAACCAUUGAAGUUUGUUGCAGCGGUGAGGCGUAACCUUUAUUGCUUUUUCCAGAGAUAGAAAGACGAUGCGCAGUUCCGACUGGCACGUGACCAGACUCUCAAUCCUUCAUAAUUCUUCGUCUUGAGAGAAGACUACACAUUAUCUUGAUGCACGAUGGAUCGUUGGCUGUCGAGGUCGUUUGGUAUUAGAUAUAUGCUAAUAUGUUUGCUGGAGCUAACCUUCCUGCAGUCGGUCCUUACAGUUUUACAUGGUGGUCUGCUCGAUGGUUUUGCACUUCCUCGCCCAAUGUCAGGAUGUUCAGAGCAUUGGAUGGACUUCACAGUGGGUCUUAAGUACUCCAACCUCACCCACAAUACAAAUAUUUCAGAAGAGUUCAAACUCGGUCUUGAUAUCAUCGAUGACGACAAAGUGCUAUUUGAAUUCUGUGUACAAAAUAAAAGCGCGAUAUCAUCAGAAGGCUUGAUAUCCGAACCGCUGUUGGACUGGCCUAAGGGACAAUACUGUAUUUACAGUGUAGGGAGAGCAGUGAAGAAGGACUCAGGGAAAUACGCAUGGUCUUAUGGUGAUUGUCCUUCCGGAUUUAAAUCUGGUGUGACAGCAUUACCGUUCAUGCCUUUCGUUCGGGAGCGUCCAGUGGACCCAUUUUCCCCCUUAUCUCUCACCUAUGAGAACAUGACUCUAUUUCACUACUGCUGCUCCACGGACGGUAACGUCAAUACAACCAUAGAUCUUGGUAUGGUUGGGCCAUUUUUCCUCAUGCCGUAUGGUCAACCUCAGUGCCAGAAGGUUUUGAAUAUGGAGUCGAAUUUGCAAUAUGUGGAGUGGCCGGUUGAUGAGAAGCGUCGGAGUGGUUCACAUCCCUACUCAGACACAGGGCGAAGAUUUUAUUACUGUUAUUAUCAACCAAUGGGUCUGGGAAUGGAGCAUGACAUUGUCAUAGCAACCUUUUGUGUAGCAGUAGGAACACCCACUGUUACAAUGAUAGUGAUUUGCUUGUGCAAGCUGAGAGCUAAACUUACAUCCAAAAGAAAACAGUUUAAAAGGUUAGAAAGGUUCCAAUCAGUCAUGUGACCAAGUUAACACCGUGACUGUUCUAGAAUGAAACCACGAUGACCAUCUUCGAACCAGGUCAUCUAUAAUAGCGGACGACACUAUGGGCUGAGAGUUCCAAGUCUUGCCGUCGAUUUCACAAAAACUCUUCCUAACUUAAGACUAAUCUUAGGACUUAGGACGAGUCCCAAC
Messenger RNA from Asterias rubens (European starfish), 1690 nucleotides. RefSeq lists its product as uncharacterized. The transcript is spliced from 8 exons. NCBI's taxonomy places the organism in Eukaryota, Metazoa, Echinodermata, Asteroidea, Forcipulatida, Asteriidae. Gene Ontology annotation, molecular function: wide pore channel activity. Gene Ontology annotation, cellular component: membrane. The record is from RefSeq and is a predicted model, not a curated record. Bases 602 to 1519 code for a protein of 305 amino acids.